Liolophura sinensis is the source of this 2747-nucleotide messenger RNA. RefSeq names its product transcription factor 15-like. Gene Ontology annotation, biological process: regulation of transcription by RNA polymerase II; developmental process. NCBI's taxonomy places the organism in Eukaryota, Metazoa, Mollusca, Polyplacophora, Chitonida, Chitonidae. The coding region runs from base 721 to 1401 and encodes 226 amino acids. The record is from RefSeq and is a predicted model, not a curated record. The transcript has 2 exons. Gene Ontology annotation, molecular function: protein dimerization activity; DNA-binding transcription factor activity, RNA polymerase II-specific; RNA polymerase II transcription regulatory region sequence-specific DNA binding.
CAGCAAUGCUAGCCGAGACUUCUCCCUCUCACAAUCGCCUCACACUCUUCUCCGAUUGCCGAAUCUUCACCGCGGUCCGCGAUCUGUGAAACUGACAAGUUGAAAUUGAUUAGGCUCGGUACCACGCCCCCUUUUCAGCGAGGCGUGGUAUGAGGUCUGGGAGGCUAGAGAUAAGCUGGUUUGUUUCCGAGUUACAAGUCGCUCUGUCUGUUUCCGACUCAGGAUGGCCUUUCGACUCCGGCAUCAACACCUUCUGUGAUUCAGGCUUCAAUGUUUUAGGUCAUAAAUUGAAGCUAGCGUGGACAAGGGGGAUAAUUCUUCCUCGUAGGAAUCGUACAUUAUGGACGCCCAAAACUGGCAGAAAGCACGUCUGUGGAUUAAAAACUAGGAUUUCUUCGCUCUAACCAAGCUCGAGGAGAUUUACUACCAACCUUGCCAGUUCCAUAACUCGUCUGACGAGAAGAAACAAAUAUCUUUGUUUUAUAUCCCGCGUGUUAUUUUUAUAUCUGACAGCGGGAAAGUGCUUACCGGCGUAAAAAGUUGCAGAGGAAAUGUGGUCACAAUAGACAGACAAAAAAGGAGAAUAACAUAUAGUCCUGCAUAUUUAUUUCUUUGGCGUAAAGGCCAAUAUUUUUCUGAGCAAUCUGUUAGCACCUCGCGAGGACAACCCAUGGUGAGUACCUUCCCAGUCAGAGCCCGGGGGGUUCUCAUGUGAAAAGCAUGCGAAAGGUAUUCGACAGGAAGAAACGCAAACUCGACGACGACGGCAACGAAGGCGAAGAGAGUUUCAGUUUGGAUACGCUUGACGUCUCCCCCGGGCUGGACCAAGGGCCGAGUGUCGCCGGUGGAGACCAGCAGUUAACCUCUCUCAACAACAAACGGAAGAAAAAAUCGCUGGGUUCGAAGAAGGGAAGCAAUAACAUGUCGAACACGAUGGUGCUUCAAGCCGGCACGACGACUCUUACGAUGAGUUCCGAAACGGCACCGACGUCCGAUGCCAACUCGUACUGUCGAAUGUCUCCUGGGGGCACCAUGAAGCCGCGGACGGCGGCAAACGCGAGGGAAAGAGACCGUACUCACAGCGUGAACACGGCAUUUGUUACGCUCCGGACGCUGAUACCUACUGAACCAGCGGAUAGGAAACUAUCGAAAAUAGAAACCCUGCGCUUAGCUACCAGUUACAUUGCUCACCUGAACACAGUGCUAAUGGUGGGGUCGGACUGUAUGGAUCAACCCUGUUUAAAACAUCAUGGGCUUUUACCCCGGAUGCCGCCCCCUAAUCCCGAUUCCCUACCCAAACCCGUGUGUACCUUCUGUCUUAGUGCCUCACGGAAACUGCCGGUCCGGCAGGAGAGUUGUAUGUAUAAGGAUGGCCGCGGGUCCAUUCAGAUUCGAAGAUGAGACACCCAGAUUUGACUACAUACCAAGUUGUCCGAGGAAAACGCAGAAACUGUCCCAAAAUACGUGUUUGAGCUGAUGUAGUGGAUAUGCUGUCGUUACCAUCACAUACCACGUCAUCGAGCAAAAGGCGAUGUCAGCGAUAUCUUAACCAGUGGAGUUUGCUCACUCCGUAUGUGCCUAUCUGGCGUGCAAUAGUUAUGACGUCACAUCCGAAAAGAAACUGAACAAUGUGUAGUUUGAUGGAAAGAUAAACUUUUUGGAAGACUGCGCGAAUAAUUGACGGAUAUUUUGCGGUGUGAAAAGUUUCCAGUGCUGCUACAUCAGGUGUGCAUGAUUUUCAGAAUUUCUUGUUCUUCUUUCAAUUACGGACAUUAACACCUCAAUCAAAAGACGAUUUCUCAAGUCGUUACUUCUUAAAUAUGGAGUCUGGAGGCAAGUCAUCUGCUGAUGAUGAUCUUGUCACGUGAUCCGUGUGACGUCAUGUCACUGAAGCCAAGUCACAUUUCAGAACUAACAUUUUUGUGGUUACUCGACGCUGCGCUUAAAUUUAUUCUAACUUCACCAGACGGUGAUGUGGCUGUAUGUAACAAGCCGUGAUACUGUGAUGACACUAUGCCGCACAAGCAAUUCACAGAUUUACCAUGGGAGCUCAAAAUGUUUCAUAAAUAUUAUACAUUAUCUGUGUUUAUCCUAUAACCUGCGGUUUUCAUAUUAUAUUUUGAUAAUUCCUUAGGGUUAAGAGAGUCCGCAUUUAACAAUGUUUUAAGAUAACAGGGGUUCACCUUUGAUAAUGACCUCAGUUUGUUAUGAAGUUCUGCCACAGUGCGUUCAUUUUCAAGUGACAUGGUCCCCCAAAAUUUGGAUUUUGAGACAAAUUCUAAUUGCAAUGUCUUAACGAAGUUUUAAAUUUCGUUCAUAAACCAAAUCACUCAGGUUGAAAUAAAAAAUAUUCAUUGAGUAUGUAGCUUGUAGGAGCCCGGAGAAGUCCUGCCCUUAUUCGAAUUCAACACAAAGAGGGCGCGCCAUUUUACCUCAAUAAUAUUCAACCGGAAGGGCCCAUAGCAUAUGCGCAGCGUUCGGAAAGUUUCGGUCAAAACAAACACGUCAAGCGAGGUAAGUACGGGUGACAAAACCAUAGCCAAUGAUCUCGGCUCUGAUCUUUUAAUAUGGGGUUAGGCGUAGAUCACACCCGAUGAGUUUUCCAGGUUAAAAUAGUGGUGUUGAAAAACAGCUUAGUGCGUAGAAAUUCCGCGCCACAAAAUUCCGUGCACAAUGAACAAACACAUGCAUUUACCGGGCAAAACGCCAAUAAAUUAUGUUCACCAAGACAUUCUCCGUUCCUCUGC